GUCCCAGCGCCGCAGCGGGCGCGCUUCCCGUUCCGGGGCGGGCAGCGGCACUUCCGGCGGGUGACCCUGGCGAGUCCUUCUGUGGGGCGGGAGCGGAGCCAUGGGGCUGCGGGACACCGUCGUUCACGCCGGCGAGCCUGAGGAGGAGGAGGAAGAGCUGGUGGAUCCUUUAACCACCAUCCGUGAGCACUGCGAGCAGUCGGAGAAAUGCGCGAAGGCACGGGAGCGGCUGGAGCUGUGCGACGCCCGGGUGUCCUCCAGGUCCCAGACAGAAGAGCAGUGCACAGAGGAGCUUUUUGACUUCCUGCACGCCAGGGACCACUGUGUUGCUCACAAGCUCUUUAAGAGCCUGAAGUGAAGGCGGGCACGGUUGUCCAUCUGCUUCCACAGCCAGUGGCGGCGGUUCCUGGAUCCAUGGUCCUGUUCAUUCUCCAUGACAAACGAAACGGCUUGCCGGCAGCGACCGAGCCUCAGCGUGUCACUGCCUCUCUCCUCACAGGAGAUGCUCAGCAGCGCAGAAACCAUGUUGAUGUUCUGUAAUUUUCCAUAUUAAACGUUCAAAGUUCCCAUGGAAA
This is a messenger RNA of Calidris pugnax (ruff), 575 nucleotides long. Its product is annotated as cytochrome b-c1 complex subunit 6, mitochondrial. Gene Ontology annotation, biological process: mitochondrial electron transport, ubiquinol to cytochrome c. The record is from RefSeq and is a predicted model, not a curated record. Lineage: Eukaryota; Metazoa; Chordata; Aves; Charadriiformes; Scolopacidae. The transcript is spliced from 4 exons. The coding region runs from base 101 to 358 and encodes 85 amino acids.